Molecule: messenger RNA, 1725 nt
Organism: Colletotrichum navitas
Lineage: Eukaryota; Fungi; Ascomycota; Sordariomycetes; Glomerellales; Glomerellaceae
Exons: 2
Coding region: 282-1346 (354 amino acids)
Biological process (GO): regulation of DNA-templated transcription
Molecular function (GO): DNA-binding transcription factor activity, RNA polymerase II-specific; zinc ion binding
Source: RefSeq, a predicted model, not a curated record
CGCCAGCCAACACUGUUCUUUUGUUCUCUUUUCUUUCUUCGUCACCCCCAGCGGCCACCAACCCUGAGCACCGGAGUUGGCAAGAAUUACUGGCGUCGCCGCCUUACCCAUUUCGUCAUACACCUACCUCACAGGCGCUAGGUAAUUGCAUCUGCGAUAAGGAUAUGAGGUAGCAUUUCAACGUUUUCCGAAGACCAAAAUCGACAAAAUCCAGCACGACACACGACACAUCGACUCCGACCCGAAACACCAAUCAUCAGAAUGGCCGGCGGGUCGGCAGUAUGACGCGCUCUAUACCAGAAAAUCGAGACAUUCGAAGCGAAGCGGCGGGCGGAUCUGCUCUUGCGGUUGAGGCCCGCUCUGGCUCUGGCUCCGGCUCUGGUUCUGCCCUCUCUCUGUUUGGAUUCGCCCACCCGCACGCCUAUUCCUUUUCCGGCCAGAGAUCUCGCCGUCACGGCUACUACUACACGCCUACGCCUCCUAUCACCAGUCCUCGGCGAACUUGGUUGCCCACCAGGCCCGCCCGAGGCCUUCGUAUGCUCAAGGUCACGAUGAAACCCCAGCGAGACAUUCUACCCGCAGGCCCAACAGUAGCCAGCAGCGCCUCAUCGGAGCGGGAGUCGACCCCGCAAUCCGCCACCGGUUCUACGCCCAGUGCACCUAGACGCCGCCCUCAGACCAAGAUUGCUUGCACAUCAUGUCGUCGAAGGAAAUCGAAAUGCGAUGGCAUGCGUCCCGUGUGCUCCUUGUGCGCCGGCAUGGGUCGCACCAAGUGCGAGUACGAUGCCGGCCCAGACGUCACCCGCUUUGCCGCCCUCAAGACCAAGCAUGAGGGGCUGCAGCGACGCCUUGCCCUAUUUGAAGAACUCUUCCGCCUGCUGUCCAUGCGUUCUGAUGCCGAAUCUCUCGAGAUAAUCAGCCGUAUGCGCACCGCCAAUAUCGAAACAGACCUCGAAGAUCUCGUCAAGUUCAUCAAGAACGCCGACUUGUUGAUGCAACUGUCCUCCACUCAAGCGGACCACACACCUCCUGCAUCAGGGGCAUCGGGUGCUGGGACGCAUCUCCCGAGCACGCCCCUAAACGACAUCUCAUCUCUCUUCGAGCUAUUAAAAUCGGUGGUUUCCAAACUCGAUCCCUCGGCCCGAUCCGCAUUUCUGGACACUAUACGACGCCAAAUAGAUGUCUUCAACUCACAUGAGCGCGGCCGACUCGGCUCCGCUGAAACAGUGAAGCUAGAAGAAAUGGCGGGUGUAGACGCACACGCAGAGGUGGAUAACGAACGACCCAAAGAGCCAGGGGCCUUUCUCAGGCACUUGCUCAACGAUGACAUGACAGGACCGAAUUGACUUAUCCAUGCUGCCACAGCGAAAUCGACACAUGCCUGCAUGGAAACAACGAGCUGAUAGAGUUAACGAAAGGGGGCAAUCGGCUGGCAUGAAGUGUGCAUAAGGGCACACCUGUUUUAUUUAUUUAUUGGAAAGCUCGAGGCGUAGUGACCGACACGGAGAAACUGGCAGUGGAUUUCGGAUCACUUCAGCACAGGGCAGGCCUGGGGUUUCUUCUGACAUUGGUAUCAUGUUGUGAAAGGCGGAAACUGUCAAUUUUCAGCGUGCAACAUUUACACGCGGUGCCUGGUGGCUGUUAGCACAAGGCUUCGGCCCGGCAAUUCAGUGGUGGCUCGCGCCGUUGGCGCCGAAGUCGACGACACCUGGGCGGCGGCGGAUC